Tuber aestivum (summer truffle) is the source of this 938-nucleotide messenger RNA. The record is from the annotation of a GenBank genome assembly. Lineage: Eukaryota; Fungi; Ascomycota; Pezizomycetes; Pezizales; Tuberaceae.
AUGUCGGAGUUAGUAGGUGCAGAGGCAUGGGCAGUUGGGGCGGAAACAGAAGAGUUGGUUGACAUGAACGAUACCGGUUCGGAAGAGUACCCCAGUGGGAGCGAAAACGGGGAAGAGCAUUACAAGCCCUCUCGCAAGCCCCGAUGGCGUGAAAAGCUCCCGCGCCCAGCAACCCUCCGCCCAGGGCAGAUGUACUUCUCGUCUCACUUCCAUGUCAAGCUCACUAUAUCCCAGCAGAAAAGACUCGGGGCAAGCAACUCUGGCACUAGGAAUAAGUGCAGGAAGAGUCGACCUUUGGUAAUAGUUGAGGUUUCAGGAGAACGUGCCCUCGCAAUGUAAGUUGGACCCUACUCAUAAUGUUUGGGAGGAGGGGCUAAGUUAGCAGGUUCUCUACUACUAGGGGGGGGGAGACGUGGCGCGGGGUGACAGAAGACAUAGCUAGGAGUUUUCUACCCAUCUCACCUACGAGGAGUGAGUUUGAAAGACCAGUGGUCAAUUUGGCGGACGAUGAGCGCCAUGUAUUCGUUGGGUCCAGUCUCUUCUUCCUAGAAACCCAAAACAAAAUCAGCUCGAAGCAUCUUAGUGAUUACAUCGGUAGUCUUACAGAAGAGGGUCUUGCGACCUUGAAGGCCGAGCACAGGAGGUGGGUAGACGGUAGAGGGGUAGUCCCGUCUGUGAGUCAUUGGAAGGAGGAGGGUGAUGAAGAGGAGGAUAAAGAUGGCGAUGGCGAUGAAGAUGAGGUGGCCGAGGUGGAGGGUGAGGAGGGAGCGGCAGGUUGCUACAAGAAUGCUGAUGGUGAGGGUUGGACUACUGUUCCUCCUCGGAAGAGGCCUCAAAGUGUCCGUGGUAGAGGUUGGAGAGACAAUAGAAACAAAGGUAACUGUCAUGAAUCUUUGAGUUGUGGGUAUCUAAUUGGAGGAAAGAGGGCUCAGAUUUGA